Molecule: messenger RNA, 2330 nt
Organism: Glycine soja
Lineage: Eukaryota; Viridiplantae; Streptophyta; Magnoliopsida; Fabales; Fabaceae
Product: probable protein phosphatase 2C 79
Exons: 5
Coding region: 647-1759 (370 amino acids)
Biological process (GO): protein dephosphorylation
Molecular function (GO): protein serine/threonine phosphatase activity; cation binding
Source: RefSeq, a predicted model, not a curated record
UCUAGUAAAGUCAUGAAUGAUCACGAAAGUUAAACCAGGGAAAAAAGAUGACGUUUACCCAGAAAAAUGGAAAGUGGAAAUUGUAGACAAGCAAAGUUACCUAACAAUGAGGAUCAUACCCUUUUUAAUGUGAUGGAACUGAAAUCCCAGCCAUGAAAACCUUGGGAACCCACAAGGUCACAAAGCAUUAAAAUCAUGUGGGACAAAUGAAAGGACACGAGUUACAAUGUCAGACUUUGUAGUUUAAAUCUCUUUUCAUUUUCUCAUCCUUAGAUCUAGCCUUAGUGCUCUGAAGAUCCUCUGCCAAAAAGAUCCAAAACCCUUUUCUUAUCCUUUGUUUCCUUUUAUCACUCAAAUCUUAGACCAACUCUGCCAUAUUGAGUCUUUUAUGUGCUUUUACAGCUAAGUCUGUUGCUGAAAAUUGGCACAACUCCAAGCUCCAAAUGCAUGCAGCUCAAGUUCAAGGUACAUAGAACCAACACGCCUCAGUAUUCUCUGAACUUUCGUGAAAGCUACUUGCUUUUCUCAUCCCAAGGUAUAUAAUAUAUAAACAACUUCAGUAAAAAAAAGAUCGUGUGAAGCAUAAGCUGCUAAAGAAAAACUUGAUCUUUUUAUUAAUACUUUAAAGGGAUUGCCAAAAAAAACUAUGGUUAGAUUCUGCUGGAGACCAGCUGCGGUGGGUGAUGAUGGAGAUGUGAAUGGUCGAGUUGAAGGGCUGCUAUGGUACAAGGAUUUGGGGAACCAUCUUUAUGGGGAUUUCUCAAUGGCUGUGAUUCAAGCUAAUAGUUCGUUGGAGGAUCGUAGCCAACUUGAAUCUGGACCAUUGACUUCGGACUAUUUGGGUCCUCAAGGAACCUUCAUAGGUGUAUAUGAUGGUCAUGGUGGCACCGCAGCCUCGCAGUUUGUCAGUGACAAUCUUUUCUGCAAUUUCAAGAAUUUUGCAGGUGAACAUCAAGGCAUAUCGGAGAAUGUUAUACAAAGAGCCUUUUCAGCAACAGAAGAGGGUUUUCUGUCUGUUGUGAGGAAACAGUGGCUAAGCAAGCCACAGAUUGCAUCCGCAGGUACAUGUUGUUUGGCGGGGAUAAUUUGCAAUGGCAUGCUAUACGUUGCAAAUGCGGGAGACUCGAGGGCAGUGUUGGGGCGAGUGGAGAGAGCAACAAGGGAAACAACAACCAUUCAAUUGUCUGCAGAGCACAACGUUAACAUCCAAACUGAGAGAGAUGAAGUUCGGACAAAGCACCCUUAUGAUCCACAAAUCGUGGUUAUGAAACACAAUGUUUGGCGUGUGAAAGGCAUCAUACAGGUUUCAAGAUCCAUAGGUGAUGCAUAUCUGAAGAAAGACGAAUUCAACAGGGAGCCUCUACCGAACAAGUUUAGACUAUCAGAGCCCUUCUCUAAGCCAAUUCUUAGUUAUGAACCAGCAAUAUCAGUGCAUAAACUUCGCCCUGAAGAUCAAUUUAUCAUCUUUGCUUCUGACGGUUUAUGGGAGCAACUCAGCAACCAAGAGGUUGUGAAUAUAGUCAGCAAUAGCCCACGGAAUGGAAUUGCUAGGCGGCUUGUGAAAGCUGCGCUUCGAGUAGCGGCUAGGAAGAGAGAAAUGAGAGUCUCAGACCUUCAAAAGAUUGAACAAGGAGUGAGGAGACACUUCCACGAUGACAUCACAGUUAUUGUUGUAUUUCUAAAUCACAAACUCAUUGAUAAUAGCUCUCUCUUGGCUUCUCCUCUUUCAAUUAAAGGAGGUGGCUCAGCCAGUUUUUAGUUCAAACAAUUAUGCGCUUCCUGUUUACAACAGAAAUUGUUACCUAAAGAGGAAAAAGAAGAUACGCAAAUAACAGUAACAUCACACUACCACAACCGCAGCAUACUUUUCCAUGUCCUUAAAGCAGUUUGUGAUUAUUGUUGAAGCUUGAAGAUUGUCAUGGUUUAAAUCUUUCAAAACCUAUGGUCAAAGGAUAUACUAAAAAGAGGUGCAUCUACACAGAUUGUUCCCAACUCCACCACCAAAAAGAUAAACAGAAAAGUCAUUGGUAGUUUUAUAAUAACUCACAUACCAUAUUCUACCAACUAAGUUAGAUCCCUUUAACAAGUUAUUGGUAGUAUGAUAACAUUGUGCUGACAGAAGAAUUUAUGUAAAUAGUAACAAUUUACAUAUAUGGAGACUAAAAUAAAGCAAUUAUCACUAUAAACAAUCAGCUUUAAAAUCUCUCUCUAGUCUGUACCGUUAACUUUGUGCUGAUAGAAGAAUUUAUGUAAAUAUUAGCAAUGAUGACAUUGUGCUGAUAGAAGAAUUUAUGUAAAAUGGUAACAAUUUUCCGACUUUUGUUCCGUUU